AUGGCGGCGCCGGGGCCUCUUUGCAUAAUACCACCAACGCCGACAACGACAUCAACGCCGACAAAGACACCAACGCCGACAACGACACCAAGGCCGGCAACACCACCAACUCCGACACCAAGGCCGGCAACGAUACCAAGGCCAACAACACCUCCAACGCCGACAACAACUUCAACGGAGGACAACACCUCCAACGCCGACAACGACACCAAGGCCGACAACACCUCAAACGCCGACAACAACUCCAACGCCGACAACACCUCCAACGCCACCAAGGCCAAGACCGACAACGGCACCAAGGCCGACAACGACACCAAGACCGACAACACCACCAACUCCGACACCAAGGCCGACAACGAUACCAAGGCCGACAACACCUCCAACGCCGACAACAACUACAACGCCGCGAACACCUCCAACGCCGACAACGACACCAAGGCCGACAACACCUCAAACGCCGACAACAACUCCAACGCCGACAACACCUCCAAUGCCGACAACGACACCAAGACCGACAACACCUCCAACGCCGACAACGACACCAAGGCCGACAACGACACCAAGACCGACAACACCUCCAACGCCGACAACGACACCAAGGCCGACAACACCCCCAAGGCCGACAAAGCCACCAACGCCGACAACACCACCAACGCCGACAACACCUCCAACGCCGACAACGACACCAAGGCCGACAACACUUCCAACGCCACCAAGGCCGACAACGACACCAAGGUCGACAACACCUCCAACACCGACAACGACACCAAGGCCGACAACACCACCAACGCCGACAACACCACCAACGCCGAAAACGACACCAAGGCCGACAACAACACCAACGCCGACACCAAGGCCGACAACGACACCAAGACCGACAACACCUCCAACGCCCACAACGACACCAAGGCCGACAACGACACCAAGACCGACAACAUUUCCAACGCCGACAACGACACCAAGGCCGACAACACCUCCAAGGCCGACAAAGUCACCAACGCAGACAACACCACCAACGCCGACAACACCUCCAACGCCACCAAGGCCGACAACGACACCAAGGCCGACAACGACACCAAGGUCGACAACACCUCCAACGCCGACAACGACACCAAGGCCGACAACACCACCAACGCCGAAAACGACACCAAGGCCGACAACAACACCAACGCCGACAACAACACCAACGCCGACAACGACACCAACGCCGACGACACCAAGGCCACCACUAUACCACUAGCAAGAUAA
Molecule: messenger RNA, 1248 nt
Organism: Mya arenaria
Lineage: Eukaryota; Metazoa; Mollusca; Bivalvia; Myida; Myidae
Product: clumping factor B-like
Exons: 5
Coding region: 1-1248 (415 amino acids)
Source: RefSeq, a predicted model, not a curated record